Molecule: messenger RNA, 399 nt
Organism: Dibothriocephalus latus
Lineage: Eukaryota; Metazoa; Platyhelminthes; Cestoda; Diphyllobothriidea; Diphyllobothriidae
Source: the annotation of a GenBank genome assembly
AUGUUCGCAGUGCUGGCCAUAGACCAAGGAAGGGUGGCUCGUUGUCCCAAAUGUCAAGGCCUCGUCAAACCUGACAUCAUUUUCUUCAACGAACAACUCCCUCUGCCCUUCUGGCGUUACCCGGUUGACAUGCGGGAGGCCGAUCUGGUUUUAGUCAUGGGCACCUCACUUGAAGUACAGCCCUUCUCUAGAGUAAUCUAUGCUGCCAGGAAGGGAGUCCCGCGUGUUCUGAUCAACCGUGAAGCCGUGGGCAUCUUCGCCUUUUCGAAAAAACGCCGAGACUACUUAAUCCUGGGUGACAUUUCGUCAACUGUCAAAAAACUAUGUGCACUCAUCGGCUGGGCAGAAGAGUUGAACAAUAUGAUGCAGCUCGCCGAAAAAUCUCGGGUAAGAAUAUAA